This is a messenger RNA of Plasmopara halstedii, 393 nucleotides long. RefSeq lists its product as uncharacterized. Lineage: Eukaryota; Oomycota; Peronosporomycetes; Peronosporales; Peronosporaceae. The coding region runs from base 1 to 393 and encodes 130 amino acids. The record is from RefSeq and is a predicted model, not a curated record. The transcript is spliced from 2 exons.
AUGGGCCUCAAGCAAGCAGCAGCAGUGUGGCACAAAAUAAUUGUUGAGGAGCUCACGUCGAUGGGUUCUGUGGCUUGUGUAUCUGAUCCGUGUACUUUGUUCACGAGUGAGGGCAUGUAUAUCCGAGAUGAUGAGACGGUGUUUGGCCCGAUACUCUAUACUAACGCGAAUCAGCGGGAUGAUGUGGAGACGCGGGAGUCAACUUGGUGGCGCGACAAACGUACUGUUGCUCUCUUCUCAGCAGAGGCUGAGUAUAUAGCUCUAAUAUUGGCUGCUCAAGAAUUACUGUGGUCCGACACCUCCUUCAAGAAGUAUCUCUCUCCUACUGCUAUGCACGUCGAUAACCAGGCAGCCAUCGCUAUGGCAUUGUCCAUCUCGCGCGACAUAUAUUGA